Symbiodinium sp. CCMP2456 is the source of this 2787-nucleotide messenger RNA. The record is from the annotation of a GenBank genome assembly. NCBI's taxonomy places the organism in Eukaryota, Dinophyceae, Suessiales, Symbiodiniaceae.
AUGCCCCGGCUGCUUCAUGAGGGUGACGUGCUGAGACUGGAGUUGGUGUCAACAUUGUCUACGAUCUUUUUCCGUGUUCGGCAGAUUACGGGGCAGCACGUCUCAGGGCAGGUGGCAUAUUGGCACCCUUCGCUCGAUCUCAGCCUCCCAGAGCCAGAGAGAGGAGGUGUGGUGAGUUUCAGCGCAGACGGCUCGAUCAGCAACGGAGAGUUGACCCUACAGCCGCGGGAAGCAUCCGACGAGGAUGCGCGCCUCAGCGAUGAGAUCUUGGAAGAGACCUUCCGGGGAGUUGAACCAAAAGGCUGGGGUCGGCAAGUCGUCACUAUGGCCUGGAGUUGGGUGAACAAACACACGCUCUGGACGGGAAAGAUGGUGAAAAGCUCCUGGGGCAGUGCCUCGGACAAGCCGUACGAGGAAAGCUCUAAAGGUGCCAGGUCCCGGUAUGAUGUCAUCAAGCAGCACCGGGAGCAGGUGCAACAGUACCUGCAGCAAGGACUUGACCGGCCACGGCGCUUCUCCUUCAGGUUGCUCCUCGUUCCGAAAGAUGGCAUGUUGCCGCUGACAGGUCAGCUGAUGCACCCGGACUGCGAGAAACUCCGGUGUAGGGCCAAACUUGUACACUACGAGCGGGCGCUGGCAGAGGAGGUGCGCAGCUUUGUGCGGCAGCAGGAGCUGCUGUCUCAGGCUAGCAAACAUGGACUGCAGGCACAAACUGCAUUGCUACAGCUCUGUCAGAGGUUUUUGCCACUUGAGCAUGUCGCAGACAUGCUGGGCAGAUGGCGCAACGAUGCACAGCAAGUGAAGUUUCACCAGGAGUCUCCGCAGCCUGUAAAGAUCUUGCUGUAUGGUGGAACAGGAGAAGGUAAGAGCUCCCUCGUCAGCGCGCUGCUUGACAUGCCAGGCAUUGCGCCAAGCGACUGCUCAGGUACUGCGGUCACGUCUUGCACCAUGAUCUACAGCUACCGGGAGUACGCCAGGCAGCCCCAGCAGAAACCGCGGUCGGAGCAUCCGGAAGGAUGGGCCGAGUGGCUGGCGCAAGGGACUUCAGACUCCAGGCCCGCCAACUCGAAGAUAUCGGCCAGCAAACGAUUUGGUGCCCGCUUGCACUUCCUCUCACCUGCAGCGUUUCGCCAGCAGCGGCACGACUUGGUUGUUUGCGUGGCAGAGUAUUGGCUGCACGAACGCAAGGAGUGCAAGAUCCCGGCCAAGCUGCCCGCAAACGAAACGCAUGAAGCUUUUUUUGCCACUCAGAGGUUGCAAGAAUGGUACGGUGCCCGCUUUGCAGGGGCGACGCAGGGCUGGCGGAACCAGCAGGAGAUGCUGCAGUACUUUCAAUCUCAGGAUUCGACAGUGAAGGGCUUGCAGCUCUUGUUCGGGACGCAGUCGGACCAGAUCGGGAAAAUGUCUCUCAAGCGAGACGAGGAUGGGUCUGCAGUCUAUGUGCUGGAGGAAAACGACAUGCAGUGUUUCUGCGAGCAGCUGCGGGACUGGGUCACUGUGAACUCGGCCAACGGCUGCGCCGCCUUCAUCCGCAACGUCGAAGUCUUUUUGCCGAACGAAAAUCUCCGCGGAGUCCAGCUCAUCGAUGCCGCUGGUUUGGGUGACGAAAACCAGGAGCGACACAAGAUGGCGCAGGCCCUGGUCGCGGCGUGUGACUACGUCUGGGUGCUCGCCAAGGUCUCUCGUGGGCUUAGCAACCAGAUUGCCAAGAAGAUGCUUCGAGGCCUUUCUCGGAGGGUGCUCCUCAACAAGAACAGCGAAGGAGAGAUCACCUUCGUGCUUACCCACAGCGACGUCUUGAAUGAGUCGGAGAUUGCUAAAAACGGCAAUUUCAGUUCGAGGCUCGACUUGGCCUUGAAGCGAGCUCAGGACGUCCGAUGGAAGUUCGUCCAAGAUAUGGAGCAGGACCUGUGGCAGACCGAAGCUGAAGGGGCACAGCAGCAGACUCAGCAGUCAGCCUUCGGCUGCUUUUGUGUAUCGGCCACCGAUUACCUACGCGUGUCAGGUCUGGAUGUGCACCAGCCACUUACUUUCAACACGACCCACCAGACGCAGAUACCCGAUCUGCGCAAGCAAAUGCACAUGCAGGUUUUGAAACGCCAAAUCGACAGUGUCAGCAACCCGCUCAACCUCCUGUGCGCCACCAUGAAGACCAUCGUGGCCCAUCUGCAAGACCCAGGAACGCACGAAGAGCACAGGCGCCAGAAGUGCGAGGAGAUCACUGCCCGGCACGUGCGCACUUUCCAGACUAGGAUUCAAGAUAUUCUGUCGUCAUGGGAGCAGCUGGCGAUGAACAAUCUCCAACGUUCACUUGCAGCCAAAGUUCAAGCAGGAGCGGCCUCCGGCAAGGCUCAAGCCGAAAGCACCUCCAACGAAUGGGCGGUCCACUCGAACUACCACCAUAUGACCUACAAGGGCAUGGUUCGUCGAGACUGCGAGUGGUCACAUCCAACGAAGGGAAAUCUGGACUGGCCAGAGGAGCUAGCCGCACCUGUGUACGACAAGUGGCACGGCCCGACUUGGUUCGGAAAGGACUGGCGUCAGCUCUUUGGGCAGGUGCUCCCUGGACAGGUGGCCCACGUGAAAAAGAGGCUGCGCGAGGCCGCGGAACACUUGCACCGAGAUCUUCGCCACGAGGUCUUGAUGGCGGGCUGCCGCGGGAAGGAUGAGCUGGACGCCUUGCAGGGUGCUCUGAACUUUGACCACCUGGCAGACAUGCGCCUAGAUGAUGUUGUGGCAAGAGUCAGGCACCAGGGCGCGGACGUCACAGGGGCGGUGCAGGACCAG